GAUGACGUAGGCUACGCACACGCUGUACGUGCUGACGCUCCACGCUGGAUUUCCUGGUGCUGUAAAUACGGCGGCAAUUAAAGUUGCGCUAUAACAGUGAGUGACAGGUGAAAGAAAGGCUGUAGUUCGCCUGCUACUCACUGCUAAACGCACGCAAAAUGGCUCUUAAUAAAAAUAUGUCUGUCGAAGGUUUUCCAGCUGACUUUGCAUGGGGAGCUGCAACAGCCGCUUACCAAAUCGAAGGGGGCUGGGAUAUGGACGGUAAAGGCCCCAGCAUAUGGGACACUUUUUGCCACAGUAAAGGCCGAGUGUUUGAGGAUCACACUGGAGAUGUGGCCUGUAACAGCUACCAGCUUUGGGAUGAGGACCUGAAGUGUAUCCAGCAGUUAGGCCUCACACACUACCGUCUGUCCUUCUCCUGGUCACGGUUGCUUCCUGAUGGAACCACACGUUUUGUCAACCCACAAGGUGUAGGAUACUAUAACAAAGUGAUUGAUGACCUAAUCGCAAACGCUGUUAUGCCCAUGGUCACCCUGAACCACUUUGACUUGCCUCAGGCUCUGCAGGACCAUGGUGGUUGGAAAUCUCCAGAGAUUGCAGAUGUUUUUGACUCGUAUGCUCAGUUUUGCUUUAAGACUUUUGGGGACAGGGUGAAGCUUUGGAUUACACUGAAUGAGCCGUAUGUGUGCGCUAAACUUGGGUAUGAGAAUGGCCUUUUUGCCCCUGGCCUUAAAGAACCAGGGACCUCAGUCUACCUAGUUGGUCACAACAUGCUGCGUGCCCAUGCUAGAGCCUGGCAUAGCUAUAAUGCCCACUUCAGAUGCCUGCAGGGAGGAAAGGUGUCCAUAGCUCUUAACAGUGACUGGGCUGAACCUUUAGACCCAUGCUGUUUUGAAGAUGUGGCUGCCACUCAGCGAUACAUGGACUUUAACCUAGGCUGGUUUGCUUGCCCAGUGUUUGGCACAGGGGACUACCCAGAGUCCAUGAAGUCCAGGAUUGAGGCCCAGAACCUUAAACUAGGAUUUACUGAGGGGGAGCGUUUGCCCAAGUUUUCAGACGACGAGCCCAAGCCCUUAGGCACAGCAGAUUUCUUUGCACUGAACUACUAUACAUCACGCAAAGUGAAGGACGCAAGCUCUCGUCCCAGUGAUCUCAGUUUCACAGGGGACCAGGGAGCAGAAGCUAUAAUAGAUCCAUCAUGGCCAGUGAGUGGUGUGUCCUGGCUUGCUGUCGUGCCUGAAGGACUGCGCAAGUUGCUAAAAUACACAAAGGAGACUUACAACAACCCAGCCAUUUACAUCACUGAAAAUGGCUUCUCACAGAUAGGGCCUGUGGAAUUCGAAGACAUUGAUCGCUGCCAGUUUUAUCAGGAUGUACUUCAGCAAGUAUCAAAAGCUAUCACAGAUGAUGGUGUGAAUGUGAGAGGAUAUUUUUCCUGGUCACUUCUGGAUAACUUUGAGUGGUCAGAUGGUUUCAGUGUGAGAUUUGGCCUCUUCCAUGUGGACUUCUCCAGCGCUGAGCUAAAGCGCACCAUGUACCGCUCUGGUAGAGAGUAUGCAGCUAUAAUAAAAAGAUACCGCACCUAUAACAAGCUGGACAGCUGAAGUCAGCACUCUGAUAUCUGUACUAGACACUAAUUUGAAUGUUUGAACACUUGAAUAGCACCAAGAACAAACAAAGUAGUUGAAAUUUUUAUGAUUUUAUUGACUAAUUUAGUAGUUUGUAAAAUCCAGAAAUAUGCAAACUAUAGAAUAUAGACCUGUAGCACUUUUUAAUGCACUAUGAGUAAUGUAUGUUUAGCUGAUCCAAGGAUUUUUUUUUUAUACAAGGUGUGAUAAUUUUGAUUGCAGAGGAGCUUUUACAAUAGCCUGUCACAAAAAAUUGUGUAAAUUGUGAAUUUUGGAAUCCAUGAAGAAUCUAUACAGUACAUAUGCAGUACUGUGCAAAAGUCUUGGUCACCCUGUUUUGUUUUGUUUUUAAGUUCAAAUGUUGUUAUAGAUGUUUAUUUAGUGCCUUCUGUAUAAUUGAGUCAGUACAAAAAACAUUUUAGAUUUCCAAACAUUAAUUUUCCAGUAAAAAGUUAAAUGUUACAGUACAAUGUUUGUCAGUAAACAAAGCGACAUAUUACGUACAAGACCACUUUUCGAAUAAAUAACAUAAUGAAGGCUGCUGGGUUUUGCAUGCAAAAAAAGAAGUCAGAGUCUCAAGAAGAACUGUGGCUGGUUCUAAAAGAUGCUCUGUAAAACUUAUAAGCUAAUUUCCUUAUAAAACUGCACUAAUUAUACCUGAGACUAUUAAUUUAAAAAAGCGAAGUUAACAGAUGUUGCCUUUGUUUAGUUUAUUACUGUUUACUGCUCUUUAUAGUAUUGUUUUUAUAUAGAAACAUUUAAUUUCAUUAUUUUUAAAGGCAUCUUUGCUUUAUAGUAG
Messenger RNA from Pangasianodon hypophthalmus (striped catfish), 2427 nucleotides. RefSeq names its product glucosidase, beta, acid 3 (gene gba3). The record is from RefSeq and is a predicted model, not a curated record. The transcript is spliced from 5 exons. NCBI's taxonomy places the organism in Eukaryota, Metazoa, Chordata, Actinopteri, Siluriformes, Pangasiidae. Gene Ontology annotation, molecular function: hydrolase activity, hydrolyzing O-glycosyl compounds. The coding region runs from base 159 to 1604 and encodes 481 amino acids. Gene Ontology annotation, biological process: carbohydrate metabolic process.